UGUGGUUAGAAAAGCGUUGUUACGUUUUCAUAUAACACACAAACGUGCCACAUUGUACUUUACGGAAGGCUUUGCGUUUGUUAUGAACGAAAAGCUCAAAUUUAUUUCAAUAGAAAAUUCACCUUCGUCGAGAGUUGUUGAUAUUGAAUCCCAUGCGCUAAAAUUUAGAACAUAUUUUCGCUAAUAAAUGUGCAAAGUGAAAAAAUAAAAAUAAAAAUCAUAAAACGAAACGAAGUUAUACGAAUCGUGUACAGAAAGAGAAAAUUUCAUAAAAAUUUUUUCAACUUUUUCAGCUGCAACAACGUUAACCAGUUGUGUAAAUCUAUCUUGAGCUGAACUAAAAAUAUAUUUAUUCCAGAAUAAUCUGCAGGUUGAAGCACUUAAAAUUUGUAAAAAUAGCUAUCAACAGCAGAAAAUUGUUAAAUUUUCAUUUAUAAUCACGCUACAUUCAGUAUAGUUGAUUGAGAAAAGUUACGCCUCGUAGUAUCACCAAAGUGGUCCAAUCAUACAGUGUGAGGUGCAUUACAUAAGUGCGCGCGGCAGGAAGAAUUGCACGAGUAUCUUUUCUUGACAAACUCUUGUGCAAUAAUAAUCAUUGUUAAGAACAAAAAACCACACACUAAUACGUAAAGGAAUAAAGGAACAUUACGUGUGCGGGUGGCGGCACACCCGUUCCAACGACGAGUUACUUUUUUUUUUAUUUUUUGUAUGCAUGCGUUUAGCCCCUCGCAUGCUCACAUGCCAGCCAAGUACACAAAUAUUGUGGACAUAAGCUACAUAUAUUUGCAGUAACCGAACAGCCGUGCAUAUGGAAAGAAAAACAUAGUGUUUGUGUGUCUGCUUAGUAUACUACGCCUUUAUCGUUAUUUACGCUACGCACGAGCUACAUUAAGCAUCAUCGUAUCAUUGUAACCAGUCGCCAUCGUUGUAGUCUUUGCUUGAUCUCCACAAGAGACGGCGCACAAAACAAUUUCACAAUUCCACCAAGCAGCCACUGGGUAGCAUAGUGCUUACGUAUCAAAACUCAACUGGUAUUUGUGAAAACGUUUUUAAAAACGUGCAGCUUGUUACUAUUGUUGACUUAUAUAUUGUAUGUGCUAACAUUUGCCGGUUCUAGUUUAAAAAGCCUUUUGAGUGUUAUAUAAAUAUUCACAUAUUUAUUAUCAUUUAUUGUUUGUGUACGGUUUAUCUGCUGUAAAACCGGCAAAAAUAGCCGGUAAUUUUGCUUUCUCUCGAUUAAAUUGUGUAUUGACAUUAGAAUUUUUAUUGUUAUUGCACAUUUGUGAAAAGUGCGAAAAAAAGUUCUCGCGUGAUUAUGUCCCAGAAUCAACGUGACACGCUCAUACAUUUAGUUGCUGGCGGUACUGCUGGCACAGUUGGUGCUGUCGUCACCUGUCCCUUGGAAGUGGUUAAAACACGUUUACAAAGUUCCAAUUCUUUCCUCGGGCCGACACGUCUAGAACCGCCAGGUUCUACAAAUGGCGCCAGCGAAUUGUUACGGCCCGAACAACGGCGUAAAUUGAGCACAACCAUUUUGCGUAAGAGGUCACAGCCACAGGUGAUUGGGGGUGUGCGUAGGAUCAUGGCUAUCUCACAUUGCGGCAUCUCAUCCACCUCCACAAAGUCAAUGAGUAUCAUGCAGUGCUUAAGACACAUAGUACAAAAUGAGGGUCCACGCGCUCUAUUCAAAGGUCUCGGACCAAAUCUCGUUGGCGUUGCACCCUCACGGGCGAUAUAUUUUUGCACCUACUCACAAACAAAGAAUUUUUUGAAUAGUUUAAGUUUCAUAAAAACCGAAUCACCGCAAGUGCACAUACUAAGUGCUGCCAGCGCUGGUUUCGUCUCAUCCUCUCUUACCAAUCCCAUUUGGUUUGUUAAGACGCGUCUGCAGCUAGAUUACAAUUCCAAAGUGCAAAUGUCCGUGCGCGAAUGUAUCAAUCGAGUUUAUGCACAAGGCGGUAUUGCCGGUUUCUAUAAGGGUAUCACCGCCAGCUAUUUUGGCAUCUGUGAGACAAUGGUGCACUUUGUCAUUUACGAGUUUAUCAAAUCGAAAUUGAUUGAAAUGCAUAACACACAUCACGAUGAUCUGAAAUCAUCGAAGGAUUUUCUAGAGUUUAUGAUGGCUGGCGCUGUUUCAAAGACUGUUGCAUCUUGUAUUGCCUACCCACAUGAGGUGGCGCGUACAAGGCUGCGUGAGGAGGGCAAUAAAUAUAAUACAUUUUUCCAAACGCUGCACACCGUCUGGAAGGAAGAGGGACGAGCUGGACUUUACAGAGGCUUAGCGACACAAUUGGUGCGACAAAUACCCAACACAGCCAUUAUGAUGGCCACCUACGAAGGAGUCGUCUAUGUAUUAACACGACGAUUUAAUAAUAAAAGCAAUGAAUUCUACGACUUCUAGAUUUGUUUUCCUUAAAGGCUACACAUAAAGCCGUGUUGAACGACUGCUAGUACAAACACACUCACACAUACACACUCAGAGAGAGAAACGCGCUAACUACGGUUGAUAAUAAAUUAAUUGCAACGUAAGCGUGUCUGUGUAUGUAGUAUGUGUUUAUUGGUGUGAGCGUUUGUGUGUAUAUAGUUUUGCUUUAAUUAAAAACUUAUUAAUUUUUUUUCUUUAGCUACAAAGUUACUAUGCAACUUUGUUGCGUUAAAUGAUAAUACAAUAAAAGAAAAACCAAAAAAUAAUUUGAAGCACGCUUUUAGGCGCCUGUUGCAGAGCGCUAGCCUAACAAAAGCAACUUAAGCGAACAACGAAUUAUAAAACUAUUAUUGAAUAGUUCAGAGUUCAAGUAAUAGUAAAUCGUUGUGUGUCAGGAUGCAAAUUGAAUUUUUGAAAAAUUUUCACAUCCCUUUCUAUAAUUUUCUUUAAUUUUUUUUUUUUUUUUGAAGUAGCUCUUAAAUUGUUUUUAACUACUUUUGAGCCAUAUGGACUUAAGUAGUAACAAUAAUCGAUACCGAACUAUUUUUUAUGCAAAUAAUAUAUGGUGGUUUAUAUUUGCAAAAACUAUCUGUUUUAUUUUGAUUUGAUUCGAUUAAAUAAUAAUCUUCAAAUUUUUGCAUUACUUUUCUUAUUUUAAUUUUCUUUUUUAGAUCUAUAGACUGUUUAUAGAUCUUGUAGCUAUUAUAUAACUCUUUGCACUUUGAAAAUGUAUGCACUCACGCUUAUACACUCACAAACACUCACACAUUUGUAUGAGAAACUCAUCUAAAACUCUACCCUUGAAUGGUGAAAUGCAUAACAAAUAUUUUAGUGUUUAAUAAUUAAAUUAUUCCACUUUAAAUGUUAAUUAGAAGUUAUUUUUUAUUUUAUUUUCACAAUUAAGUGCCGAAUUGAUAAUUUUUCUUUUUAUUGAUAUGAGUUAUUGUAUGAUGUACUACCUACGUAGUUUAUUAUAUACACACAUGCCCACACACAUAUAUAUAUUCUUUUGAGUGGCAGAAGUUGUAAACACUUGCUACAUAUUUUUGAGUUUCCUCACCUGUGACUUUAAUUUAAUUGUAAGUCAUUUAAAUUGCUAUACAUUUAUAAAAAUGCACUCACAUAAACAUGCAUACAUAUAAAUUUAGUACAUACAUACAUAGAUACUUACUCAUGCCAUAUACAUUUUAAUUAUUGUAAUUAUGAAUGGAUUUUUUGCUUUAACUUACAAAGAAAAUCUGCAGAUUUGUUUUCGAAACAAUGAAACAAGAAAAUUGCAAAUUGUAAUUAUUUUUAAGAAUUAUAUAUUUAGUAAUUAAAUGAAAUGUCACUACACAUGUAAGACACAUACGAAAGAAAAAAAAAAACAAAUAACACGUUUUAACCAAAUUCGUAAACGAAACCAUGAAUAAGGCUGCUCUAAAGUUAGACUGCAAAGUAGCUCAUACAAAAAUGUUAUAAUGACAAAUGCAAAAAAUACUAUUAUUUCGUAGACUUUAAGUAUUUCAUUGGCACAAAAAAAAAGUAAAAAAAAAAAACUGCGAAGUGCAAAAUAAAAAAUUAAAAUUAAUACAUACAUACAAACAAACAUAUGUAUUUGUAAGUUGCUUUGUAAAUAGUAUAUAGUCGAAAAAAAGAGGUGUGAUAAAAUUUAUGUUAAUAUAAUUUCUUCAAGAUCUUAUGUGCUUUUGUAGGCAUUUUAAACCAAGUGAGCGCCUAAAAUUUGGCUUAAUAUUUUGUAAAUAUGUUCUAAAUGAACUGCAAGUGAAAAAUAUUUUCUUUUUCCCAAUAAAAAAAAAACGAAAAUUUCGAAGCAAAAUUACGCUUUAAAAGGUUUAAAAUGUAAAUUCUUUGCCUUAAUAUGAAUUUAAUGGCGAUUUUAUACAUUUAAACCUCGGUUCUUCGUUUACAAAAAAAACAUACUUUUAGGCGUCAAACUCGCUGGAGGUCUACAAUUUUGUUUCUUGUAAAGUCAUUGUCGUCCAAAUGUCAUUUAGUAUAUGCUCGUAUGUACAUAGAAGCUUAACAAAACAUUAAAAAAAUAUCGCAACGCCUUUGAAAAAA
Messenger RNA from Ceratitis capitata (Mediterranean fruit fly), 4489 nucleotides. It is a transcript of the gene Rim2, whose product is annotated as mitochondrial carrier protein Rim2. Gene Ontology annotation, biological process: pyrimidine nucleotide import into mitochondrion. The transcript is spliced from 7 exons. The record is from RefSeq and is a predicted model, not a curated record. NCBI's taxonomy places the organism in Eukaryota, Metazoa, Arthropoda, Insecta, Diptera, Tephritidae. Gene Ontology annotation, molecular function: pyrimidine nucleotide transmembrane transporter activity. Gene Ontology annotation, cellular component: mitochondrion. The coding region runs from base 1316 to 2401 and encodes 361 amino acids.